Molecule: messenger RNA, 640 nt
Organism: Saccostrea echinata
Lineage: Eukaryota; Metazoa; Mollusca; Bivalvia; Ostreida; Ostreidae
Product: large ribosomal subunit protein uL22-like
Exons: 6
Coding region: 60-620 (186 amino acids)
Biological process (GO): cytoplasmic translation
Cellular component (GO): cytosolic large ribosomal subunit; ribosome
Molecular function (GO): structural constituent of ribosome
Source: RefSeq, a predicted model, not a curated record
UAAGGGAAGUGUUGUAUGCUUUGAUGAUCAAUCACCUUGUUUUCUUUAGGGAGUGAAAAAUGGUUCGAUACGCCACAGAACCAGAUAACCCAACAAAAUCGGCCAAGGCUAGGGGAUCCUACCUUCGUGUUCAUUUCAAGAACACAAGGGAAACGGCACAAGCCAUCAAACGUAUGCAUGUGAAGAGAGCAACAAAAUAUCUUAAGAAUGUAAUGGCUAAAAAGGAAGUGGUUCCUUUCCGCAGAUUCAGUGGUGGAGUUGGCCGCUGUGCUCAGGCUAAAGCCUUCAAACAUCCCCAAGGUCGUUGGCCAAAGAAGAGUGCUGAAUUUCUAUUGCAACUUUUAAAGAAUGCUGAAAGUAAUGCAGAGUACAAGGGAUUGGAUACCGAUCACUUGGUCAUUGAACACAUUAUGGUGAACGCUGCACCCAAAAUGAGGAGGAGGACUUAUCGUGCUCACGGUCGCAUCAAUCCUUACAUGAGCAGUCCCUGCCACAUUGAGUUGAUCCUGGCCGAGCGUGAACAAGCCGUGCCACGCCCAGGUACCACUGAUGAUGAACCAGUGAAGAAGAAGGUUUCUCAAAAGAAACUAAAAAGACAGAAAAUGAUGAUGAGGGAUUAAAUAAAUUAUUGUUCACUGGU